This is a messenger RNA of Rhagoletis pomonella (apple maggot), 777 nucleotides long. RefSeq names its product protein shisa-5. The transcript has 4 exons. NCBI's taxonomy places the organism in Eukaryota, Metazoa, Arthropoda, Insecta, Diptera, Tephritidae. Bases 175 to 453 code for a protein of 92 amino acids. The record is from RefSeq and is a predicted model, not a curated record.
GAUAGUUUGAUCUUCACUCUGUCAAUAACUUUUUUCGUAUUCGCGUUGGCCGUAGUGGGCGCAUUUUCUUUGCGAGGCCGCAAACGACACACAAAGGAACAGAUUUCCGAUAAAGCACCAGUUGUUGUGACAUCAACUACACACACUGCACCUGGCGGCUAUCCAGUUACACAAAUGCCGCCCGCCACUGGUUAUCAGCAGCAGUCCAUGUACCCACCGUAUCCAACGCAAACAGGCGUUCAUGGACAGAUGCCCAUGCCGAUGCCCGUCGCCCAACCGCCAGCGCCUGGCAUUCAACCUUACGUUACGCCUUAUCCACCGAUGCCUGCGGCUGCGAUGAAUCCACCCAGCUAUGACGCUGCUGUAGCAGGUGUAGGUACUGGUCAACCAAAUAAUGCAAGCAGUGGCUAUGAGAAGCAGGCUCCCUAUAAUCCCCACUAUAAUGCAUACUAAUAAGGAAAAACUACAAAUCGAUGUAUAAAUAUUUAGUGAAUAUAUAAUGUAUACAGGCAUACAUGCUACAUAUGUACAUACUUAUGUAUAUUGUAUACUUAUAAAUUAAGUAAGCCAUAUUACGAUUGAGUGUGGUGCCGAUAAUAUUUAAGACAUUGCUUUCUACAAAAUGAUAAUUUCUUUUUCACAAAAUUGAAAUGAAUAAGAAAUGCGCAAUGACGACAUGCAAUGGAAUGUAUAGAGCUUCUGUUAAUGAGUCUAUUCAAGACUGCGAAAAUAAGUUAAAAAUAAAUUUAAAAGCAAAAUUAAACUAUUCGAAAAAAA